Hibiscus syriacus is the source of this 2206-nucleotide messenger RNA. Its product is annotated as sodium/hydrogen exchanger 2-like. The record is from RefSeq and is a predicted model, not a curated record. Gene Ontology annotation, biological process: regulation of stomatal closure; proton transmembrane transport; sodium ion transport. Lineage: Eukaryota; Viridiplantae; Streptophyta; Magnoliopsida; Malvales; Malvaceae. The transcript has 15 exons. Gene Ontology annotation, cellular component: membrane. Bases 575 to 2206 code for a protein of 543 amino acids. Gene Ontology annotation, molecular function: sodium:proton antiporter activity.
AAAUUUCUGUAAAUUUUAAAAAGCUCCUUUACUUUAUUCUCUUCAAAAACACAAAAUUCAGAGGAACUCCAGAUUUCUUUCGAACACUGUCGAUUUUUAUCGUUUCUCUACCAUCGUAAAACGAAGAUUUGAAGCCUGGAAAUUGAGAAUUGCGGCAAUUUCUUGCGAGAUUGGUGGCAGAGUUGAAGAUUCACGUGGGGCAAGUUUGAAACAGUGGAACUUUGGAUUCUCUUUUUGCCUUUGUUUUUUUUUUGUGUGUGGUUUUAAACAGAUUUCUCUUCAGAUAUGUUCGCGUCUUGAAACUGUUUGUUGAUUUUAUUCAUUAAAAUCACAAAUUAGUUGCUGAAAUUGAAAGGACCUGAAACAAGAAUGUUCUGUUACUGCAUGGUGUUCAUUCUACAAAACGAUUCUAGUUCUUAAGGAUUGAAGAGUCGAAAGUUCUUGAAAUGGACAGUUCUGAGACAUAGAAGUUUUGGAAGAUUUAAAUUGUUGAAGGAUAACUUAAAUCUGAAGCACCCUUUCAGUUAGAAGCUAUUGGUUGUUCAAUAAAUUUUAAUAAAAUAAAGAGGUCAAUAUGGUGGCACUGCAGUUAGCUGCUAUCUUUACCAAGUUGCAGACACUAUCUACUUCAGACCAUGCGUCUGUGGUAUCUAUGAACAUAUUUGUUGCACUUCUUUGCGCUUGCAUUGUGAUUGGCCAUCUUUUGGAGGAGAAUAGAUGGAUGAACGAGUCAAUCACUGCCCUUAUCAUUGGUCUUUUAACUGGGGUCAUUAUUUUGUUGAUAAGUGGUGGUAAAAGCUCACAUCUUUUGGUAUUCAGUGAAGAUCUGUUCUUUAUUUAUCUUCUGCCCCCAAUUAUAUUCAAUGCUGGGUUUCAGGUGAAAAAGAAGCAAAUUUUCCGUAACUUCAUGACCAUCAUGCUGUUUGGGGCUGUCGGUACACUAAUAUCCUGUACGGUUAUAUCUUUAGGUGUUAUUAACGUCUUCAAGGAAAUGGACAUUGGCUCCUUGGAAAUUGGGGAUUUUCUAGCAAUUGGUGCAAUGUUUGCUGCAACAGAUUCUGUUUGCACACUGCAGGUGCUUAGUCAGGAUGAGACUCCGCUACUCUACAGUCUGGUUUUCGGAGAGAGUGUUGUAAAUGAUGCAACAUCUGUGGUGCUUUUCAAUGCAAUCCAGAGUUUUGACCUUACAAAUACAAAUCCUAAAAUUGCUCUCGAGUUUUUUGGCAACUUUUUGUAUUUGUUUUUAGCAAGCACUGUACUGGGAGUGGUUGUUGGGCUGGUUAGUGCUUACAUCAUCAAAACGUUGUACUUUGGCAGGCACUCAACAGAUCGUGAGUUUGCUCUUAUGAUGCUCAUGGCUUACCUUUCAUAUAUCAUGGCUGAACUGUUCUAUUUGAGUGGCAUUCUCACGGUGUUCUUUUGUGGGAUUGUGAUGUCACAUUAUACCUGGCACAAUGUGACUGAGAGUUCAAGAGUAACUACAAAGCAUGCUUUUGCAACCUUGUCAUUUGUUGCUGAGAUUUUUAUCUUUCUUUAUGUCGGCAUGGAUGCCUUGGACAUUGAGAAGUGGAGAUUUGUAAGUGAUAGCCCUGGAACGUCGAUUGCUGUUAGCGCUGUGCUGCUGGGUCUUGUUAUGGCUGGAAGAGCAGCUUUCGUGUUUCCCCUCUCAUUUUUAUCCAACUUGACAAAGAAAUUCGCUAGUGAAAAAAUCAGCUUCAGGGAACAAAUUAUAAUAUGGUGGGCUGGUCUCAUGAGAGGUGCUGUAUCUAUGGCACUUGCAUAUAAUCAGUUUACAAGGGCAGGUCAUACACAAUUGCGAGGGAAUGCAAUUAUGAUCACAAGCACCAUAUCCGUUGUUCUAUUCAGCACUAUGGUUUUUGGUUUAUUAACUAAGCCUUUAAUAAGGUUCUUGCUGCCUCAUCCUAAAGCAACAACCAGCAUGCUCUCAGACCAAUCAACUCCAAAAUCGUUGGAGGCACCGUUUCUCGGAAGUGCUCAGGACUCCUUUGAUGAUAGUUUUGUUGGAAUUCAUCGACCGGGCAGCAUUCGCGCACUUCUUGCAACCCCGGCACACACCGUUCAUUACUAUUGGCGUAAGUUUGAUAAUGCUUUCAUGCGACCGAUGUUUGGUGGCCGGGGUUUUGUGCCCUUUGUUCCCGGCUCCCCAACGGAAAGGAGUGAACAUAACGUGCCUCAAUGGCAGUGA